UCUGCGCUUGACCAGAAAUGGUCCGAGACGCAAAGACUGCCCAUUUAAAUGAAAGCAACGGACGGAAGCAGUCAAACAUCACAUCGCCGACUUGACUGUGUUUGGUUAUUUCGCUCUGUCGGAAGUGUUUUGUUUUUUUUCUGGACGAUGAAGUUGGUCACGCUCUUCCUGGUGUUGUCGCUUGUGGUGCUCAUGGCCGAGCCUGGCGAGUGUUUCUUCAGAAAUCUCUGGAAGGGCGCCAAGGCGGCGUUCAGAGCAGGGCAUGCGGCAUGGAGAGCUCACCGAGAACAAGUCCGUGAGCAAAAGAGGAUUGCUUGGGAGAACCGACAACAGAAUGCUUACCCGCCGCCACAGCAAUACGUGCCCGUCAUCGUCGAGGACUGAAAGCAAUAUCCAAGUUGAAGAUGUGGAACUCGCUGCAAAACCAACAUUCAUACGGCUUGCUAGCAAAUGAUUUGAUUUCAUUUUAAACGUCAUCAGUGCCUUGCUAAAUAAAGCAAAUACGAAAAAGAGAAA
Molecule: messenger RNA, 516 nt
Organism: Hippocampus comes (tiger tail seahorse)
Lineage: Eukaryota; Metazoa; Chordata; Actinopteri; Syngnathiformes; Syngnathidae
Product: moronecidin-like
Exons: 4
Coding region: 49-384 (111 amino acids)
Biological process (GO): defense response to bacterium
Source: RefSeq, a predicted model, not a curated record